GUCAGACGCCUGUGGAAUGGACCUAGGUGCUUGUUGGAUUAAUCCUUGCAUACCUGCAUGUCUGUCUGAGGAGGAGGGCUGAGGAUCUGCUGCAACAACAUCCAACUCGCGAAUGAGGAUGAAUGGAGAUGUUCUUUAGCUAAGGCUCAAGACAAAACACUUGCCAAAUCCAUCUCUGUGCAAACACCGCCUGGCAGCUGGAGAGGGGGAACGCAGUUGUGGAGUCGGCCGUGGUGAGGAGCCAGGAGGACCAGAGGCAGGAGGAGGGCCGAGACUCCGAGGAGCAGCCGCUGGGUCCAGAAGAGAUAGAAGAGGGAGGGGGAGAGGUGGCAGGUACCGGGCAUCGCAUGGCCGUGCAGAGGUUGGUGGCAGCAGCAGUGGUGGUAGCCCUGCUGUCCCUGGUGUUUAACAAUGUGGCAGCCUUCACGCCAAGCUGGGUUCUGCAGUCCUUGGAGGACGGACACAAGCGGAGCGUGGGACUGUGGAAGACGUGCCCAACUGGUGGGGAAAAAGGCCACGAUGACCUUCAGGCUGAGCGAAAGGGGCAAGGAGCCCAGAGACAGUGUAAAGACCUGGGAUGGGGCUCUGAGUAUGCAGGUUACCAAGAGUCCCGCAGCACCGUCAAACUGCAGUUUGACAUGAUGCGAGCGUGCAACCUGAUGGCAACCGUGGCUCUAACAGCUGGUCAGCUCAUCUUCCUCCUCGGCCUAAUAGAGCUGCCCUUCAUCACACAGGAGUCACCAUGGUGGGAGGAGGCCAUCGCUGCACUUUUCCAACUAGCCAGUUUUGUGCUGGUGAUCGGACUUGUAACCUUCUACAGGAUUGGACCCUACACACACCUGUCCUACUCCUGCUACUUCGACAUAGCUGCUUGCCUGUUGGCCACCGUGGCUGCAGCCAUGCUCAUCUGGAACAUUCUACACCGGCAUGAUGACUGCCGUGCAGGUCCGGUCAUAAUCAUCCGUCGCUCACCUUUCCACCCGCGUCUAGACAACGACUACGUGGAGUCGCCCUGUUGAGACAUGACCUCACAAUCCAACAAUAUGGAAUAGACAACACUGCUAAAAACUCCUGCUUAUAGUCUAAUCUGGCUAAGUGUCUUCAAGAGGAUAUUCCUGUGGGUCUACAUUUGAUGGACCAAUUAUACAAUUCUACUCAUCCCAACUCCUUCCAUGGGAAAUAUUUACCUGCUUAGCUCGCAAUAUUUUGGAUUUAACAUGAAAGCAAAAUGUAUCCAACAGGCCACAAUCUUCAAACAUUCACAAGAUGACAAUUAUACAUAAUACUACACACGUGUUCCAUUUAUUCACACUUGGAUCGUUAAAUAUUAAAUCUGGACUGGGACUGUCCUUUAACAAAGGUAUUGCUUGGGAACAGUUCAAGCUGGAACUUGACAUUUUUUGUCAGAUGUGCACUUACAUUAUGGAUUCUUGCCGACUAUAUGUGUUAUUACGCAUAACUUGGAUAGCACCUGUUCAAUUUGCACCACUUUAGAAUACAAGUUAAUGAAACCAGUUUAAAAAGAGUGACACAAAGUACAGAACAUUUUCUGUACAAUGAUUAAUUGGAAUAAAAAAAAUACAUGAUCAGAAAUUCAGAAUACCUCAUAUUUGUUUUCAUAACAUGUAAAGUUUAAAUUAUUAAAUAUUUAAUACACUAUAAUUCUAAGGAUAUAUGAUUAAAGCACAUAAAUAAUCUAACACUCAAACAUUUCUUUACUUCAUUAAAAUUCUUGUUGGGAUAAGUGAUAAUAUUUAGUUGGACAAAGAUUAAAAAAAAAAAAAAACACCGAAAUACACAAAUGAAUAAUUUAUCUAAUUACCAAAUACAGACAUUUUCUCUACUAAAAGACAAGGGCAACAAAGUGAUAAUUAUCUAAUGUAAAUUAGAUUGUAUAACAAAUUAUUUUAGAAUCUUAAAGUAGUAGUUUACAAAUUAAUGAUUAGAAUAAUUUUGGAAAUGACUCGAGUCAUAAACACUUUUAUACUUGUGCUAAUUUUGGGAAAGCAUUCCUUAGGAAAAUCUGCUCGCUUGUGGUACAUACUGUAUACUUAAAUUAAUAUAAUUGUAUAAAUAGUGUUAUCAUAUGUAGCUGUAUUACUGUGAUCAUAUCAUAAUUCACAAAACAACUCCAAGUAAUUUGUGGUUCUUUGACAUUGCCAAAUAUAGUGGCAAAUGAAAAUAAUAACAUGUCAUAUCAAAUCAAUAAAUAUGUUGAGAAAUAUUUAAACAUUGUAGCCCUUUGUUAGUGUUUCAUAUUCUACAACACAUUUUGCAGUCAUACAUAAAAACAUUAAUGAUGAAAGGUUUGGGGG
Molecule: messenger RNA, 2315 nt
Organism: Thalassophryne amazonica
Lineage: Eukaryota; Metazoa; Chordata; Actinopteri; Batrachoidiformes; Batrachoididae
Gene: tmem204
Product: transmembrane protein 204
Exons: 4
Coding region: 348-1019 (223 amino acids)
Source: RefSeq, a predicted model, not a curated record